Messenger RNA from Fusarium musae, 1137 nucleotides. RefSeq lists its product as uncharacterized. Gene Ontology annotation, cellular component: mitochondrial inner membrane. The record is from RefSeq and is a predicted model, not a curated record. The coding region runs from base 1 to 1137 and encodes 378 amino acids. Gene Ontology annotation, molecular function: phosphate transmembrane transporter activity. The transcript is spliced from 3 exons. Lineage: Eukaryota; Fungi; Ascomycota; Sordariomycetes; Hypocreales; Nectriaceae. Gene Ontology annotation, biological process: mitochondrial phosphate ion transmembrane transport.
AUGUCCACGUUGCACCCAUCCAAGGACGUCCUCCAGGGAACGGUCUACAGUCCCCUCUCAGCAAAGCCCCGUACUCCUUAUGAGGCUCGCCUUGAGCUCUUUCCCGCUUACUCCUCCGUCAUACAAGAUGCAAAGGGCAAAGCCAAGGAGCUGAGCGCCGAGGCGACAGCCGAAUUUGAAAAGGCGAGCGCAAAAGCUCAAGCCAAGGCCGGAAAGAUCGAGCUAUACUCUGGAAAGUACUAUGCCGCCUGCACCUUUGGUGGUCUGAUGGCCUGUGGUCUCACUCACGCUGCCGUAACUCCCUUGGAUCUUGUGAAAACCCGUCGACAAGUUGACUCAAAACUCUACACCAGUAACUUUCAGGCAUGGGGCAAGAUCUAUCGCGCUGAAGGCGUUCGUGGUAUCUUCACAGGUUGGAGUCCAACCCUCUUUGGCUACUCUGCCCAAGGCGCCUUCAAGUAUGGUUGGUACGAAUAUUUCAAGAAAACGUACUCUGAUAUGGCUGGUCCCGAAGCUGCACAUAAGUACAAGACUGGUCUUUAUCUUGCAGCCUCUGCCUCUGCUGAGUUCCUCGCUGAUCUUGCCCUCUGCCCCUUCGAGGCCGUCAAGGUCCGUAUGCAAGGCUCGAUCCCUAACCCCUACACCGGGACAGUUCAAGGUAUCAGCGCCAUCACAGGCAAGGAAGGUGUCGCUGGCCUAUACAAAGGCCUAUAUCCGCUAUGGGGUCGCCAGAUCCCCUAUACAAUGAUGAAGUUUGCCUCGUUUGAAACCAUUGUUGAGAUGAUCUACGAUCGUCUGCCCGGGCAAAAGAGUGACUAUAGCAAGGCUGCACAGACUGGUGUCUCCUUUACUGGUGGUUACCUGGCCGGUAUCUUAUGCGCCAUCGUCUCCCACCCUGCCGAUGUUAUGGUCAGCAAGUUGAAUUCCAACCGCCAACCUGGUGAGGCUUUCGGCAGUGCCAUGAGCAGAAUAUACAAGGACAUUGGUUUCGGUGGCCUAUGGAAUGGUCUCCCCGUAAGAAUUGUCAUGAUCGGUACUCUGACCGGACUUCAGUGGAUGAUCUAUGACUACUUCAAGAUCUUUAUGGGUCUUCCUACCACUGGCGGUGCUCCACCCCCAGUCCAGAAGCAGGAGUAG